Meloidogyne enterolobii is the source of this 741-nucleotide messenger RNA. The record is from the annotation of a GenBank genome assembly. Lineage: Eukaryota; Metazoa; Nematoda; Chromadorea; Rhabditida; Meloidogynidae.
AUGUGUAUUACUUUUAUUAUUAAUGCUGAUAAUGAUUUAAUUUUGGGAAGAUUCAAAUUAAUAUUGUUAAAUAAUAGAGAUGAAGAAUUUUCUCGCCCUACUUCUGCACUAGCUUGGUGUGAUGGAAUUUUGGCGGGGAGAGAUGAACGUGAAAAGGAAAGAGGUACUUGGCUUGGAAUUGACAGAAAUGGGAGAAUUGGAAAUUUAUUGUCUAUAACAGAACCAAAAAAUGUUUUUAAAUCUUUUGCACCAAGCAGAGAUUGUUAUGAACUUUAUUCUUUUACAAAUAGAUUUGAUAAUUCUGAACCCGUGCAUUGGCCUAAAGGCCUUCAUGUUUUCAGUAAUAGUCCAAGAAUAACUCCCUUCAAAAAGGCUAUUUAUGGCGAAAAACUCCUUCAAUCAUUAAUUGACCAAUUCUCUACAAAAAUUGAUUUUACUGAAGAGGAUUUAAUUAAUGAACUUUUUGAAAUUGGUUCUAAUACAGAAAUACAUUUUCCGGAUGAACAAAUUCGUCUACAAACUGGUUCUACUGACUCAAAAUACAAAUUGUUAUGUUCAAUUUUUGUUAAUGGGCAUUUACAAGGAAGAAAUUAUGGAACAAAAUCAACUUCAAUAAUACUGGUUGAUAAAAAAGACAAUGUAAGCUUUUAUGAAAGGCGUGUGCUUGACAUAGCUAAACCAAUGGAUGAUCCUUCUAAAUUUGAAUAUUCUGUCGAAAGAUUUUUAUUGGAAAAAUACUAA